Rhipicephalus microplus (southern cattle tick) is the source of this 1328-nucleotide messenger RNA. RefSeq lists its product as uncharacterized. Lineage: Eukaryota; Metazoa; Arthropoda; Arachnida; Ixodida; Ixodidae. Gene Ontology annotation, molecular function: chitin binding. Gene Ontology annotation, cellular component: extracellular region. The record is from RefSeq and is a predicted model, not a curated record.
CAACUACCAGACUAUCGACAGUUACUUAUGCACGUUCGCGCGAGCGAUACAUGGCUGGCUUUGGCGCCUGCAACGAUGUGCACCUCGUCCGUCGUGCUUUUCCGACCCCGGCGGCGUGGUUAGCCCUGGCAUUCCUCGUCGGCUUCCAUCAGGACAAUGAAGUGGGCGUCGUCGCGGACAAUGCCGUCGAAGGCCGCAUCGAGUCGCCGUUUACGUGCCAGGGCCGGCCGUACGGCUUCUACGCCGACCCCAUGUCCGGAUGCCACGGGUUCCACAUCUGCAACCCGCAGGUGAUUGGCGGCGUGCUGCACUCGCGCAUCUACAGUUACCAAUGCCGAAAAGACUGGGUGUUCGACCAGCUGCGCUUCGCCUGCGUGCCACCGAACGCCACCAGACCAGAUGUCUGUGAGCAAGUCGAGACGUUCUACUACAUCAACGAAGCGUUCACCAUGCGUACCAAGCUGCUGGAGUCUCGGGUUUCCAAACGACUCUUCAGCUGCGACCGAAUCGCGCCUGGAACGUACGCUGACGUGCGUUCGGGAUGCAAGUCGUACUUCAUGUGCGCUAUCGUCGACGGCGAAGAGAUCGGCGCCAGGAUGUCUUGCCCCAUGCCCACUGUGUUCGACCAGCGCACCAAGAGUUGCCAGUUUCCCGACUUGGCAACCCCUUGCGAGCUGUCGGAGAUGUACUUCGACGUUCCCAACUACGAACACAUCAAGCUUACCCAGAGGCCGACAACGGUAUUCAACCUUUCCCCUCGAGGCAACGUCCGAUUGCCUAGCAUGCCGGAGCAUUCUGCGUAUCGGAGUCCAGUUGGGAACAAGUUGCUCUCAUCUGAAGUUAUCUUGGCUGGACUCGGGGUGAGGCACAUCAUGGCGAAGCACGCUGUCACGGCUUCCAACGGCCACAGCGUCCCCGAGGCGCCUCCAUCGAACUUCAGCUGCUGGGGUCGUCAGUACGGCUACUACGCCGACGUGGAACUGGACUGCGAGUACUUUCACGUGUGCACCGUCGUAGUGGGCGCCGAGGGACAGCGACUGUUCCUGAAGUACUCGUUUCAUUGCGACGAGGGCACUUUCUUCGACCAGGAACAAUUUGAGUGUCGCAUCCCCGCGGAGGCGCUGCCGUGCUCGCAGGCUCAGGUUUACUACGACCGAAACUCCGCGUGGAACGAGUAAGGAAGAAGUGAGCCUGCAGACAACAUUUCGAUGACUGUUAACGAAAGAGGAAGUGUGAAAGGAAUUCAUCAUUAAAUGGCUACAUUUACGUCAGUGAGGUAGGCCUUGAUUGACGCAGUUAGAGAAUAAAGCUAAGUCUUGUUUAAGAAA